Papaver somniferum (opium poppy) is the source of this 3872-nucleotide messenger RNA. Its product is annotated as splicing factor-like protein 1. NCBI's taxonomy places the organism in Eukaryota, Viridiplantae, Streptophyta, Magnoliopsida, Ranunculales, Papaveraceae. The record is from RefSeq and is a predicted model, not a curated record. Bases 124 to 2358 code for a protein of 744 amino acids. The transcript is spliced from 2 exons. Gene Ontology annotation, cellular component: nucleus. Gene Ontology annotation, biological process: regulation of mRNA splicing, via spliceosome. Gene Ontology annotation, molecular function: mRNA binding; zinc ion binding.
ACGACAAAAUAUAGUGUAUGAGAGGUCCAUUUUAUCGUCGGCCCUCACUGCUGUAAGAGUAAUAGUUAUACUAAUAAGAUACUUUAGCCUUUUCACUUCCCCCAAAUCAAAUCUUCUAAAACCAUGGACUCCGAAACCCUAAUUUCUUCUUCUGCUACCCCAAAUCAAUUAGAUCAUCAUCAUCAUUAUCCUGAUUCAGAAACCUUAGUUCCUCCUCCACAAGCCCUAGCUACUCCAAAUACAGAUUCAAUUCCAAAUCCCGAAACAACAAAUUCAUCAGAGCAGCAGAAUCAAUUGGUAUCUCAAAACGGCGGUGGUAAUAGUAGGAGUAGUGGCGGUGGUGGUGAAGAAGAAACAAACAGUAGAAGAAAACGUCGGAGUAGAUGGGAUCCACCGACUGAAUCUGAAAACGCUGAUUCUAGAACUCGAAAGAGGAAAUCUCGUUGGGCAGAUGAUGAUGCAAAACCAGUAAUUCAGCUACCAGAUUUCAUGAAGGAAUUUACAGGUACUCUGGAUCUUGAUCCAGAAGUUCAAGCUCUUAAUAUACGAUUAUUAGACAUUAGUAGAAUUUUAUCAUCUGGAUUACCAUUAGAUGGCCGUCCUGAAGGUGCUCGUUCACCUUCACCUGAACCUAUUUAUGAUAACAUGGGUGUUAGAAUUAAUACUAGAGAAUAUCGUAAUAGGGAACGAUUGACGAAAGAAAGGUCUGAUAUUAUCAGUCAGCUUAUUAAACGAAACCCUGCGUUUAAGCCUCCGGCUGAUUAUCGUCCUCCAAAGCUUCAGAAGAAGUUGUAUAUACCUAUGAAGGAGUAUCCAGGGUACAAUUUUAUUGGUCUUAUAAUUGGUCCUAGGGGAAAUACACAGAAGAGAAUGGAAAAGGAGACUGGUGCGAAAAUUGUUAUUCGCGGCAAGGGUUCGAUUAAAGAAGGAAGGUUACAGCAAAAACGUGAUUUGAAACCCGAUCCUGCUGAGAAUGAAGAUUUACAUGUGUUGGUUGAAGCUGAGACUCAGGAUGCACUUGAGGCUGCUGCAGGGAUGGUGGAAAAGUUGUUGCAGCCAGUUGAUGAGCUACUUAAUGAGCAUAAGAGGCAGCAGUUGAGAGAACUUGCUGCUUUGAAUGGAACCAUAAGGGAUGAAGAGUAUUGUAGGUUGUGUGGUGAACCUGGUCAUCGUCAGUAUGCUUGUCCUGCUCGUACCUCAACUUUUAAGAGUGAUGUUCUUUGUAAAAUAUGUGGGGAUGGAGGUCAUCCUACCAUUGAUUGUCCCAUGAAGGGCACUACUGGAAAGAAAAUGGAUGAUGAAUACCAAAAUUUCCUGGCGGAAUUAGGUGGUAGUGGUCCUGAAUCAAUGACCAAGCCAAAUUCAGCAGUGGCUCUUCUCGGGGCUGGGUCUAAUAGUUCGGGUAGUGUUCCUCCUUGGGCAAGUGGUAACAACUCUGGAGGAGGAGGUAUUGGGUCUGCAACGCAAACAGGUUUGGUGACAAAUGGAGCCAAGACCGCGAAGGAUUAUGAUGAUACAAAUUUGUAUAUUGGGUAUUUGCCACCAAAUCUUGACGAUGAUUCUUUAAUUCGUUUGUUCCAACCCUUUGGCGAUAUUGUGAUGGCUAAGGUUAUAAAGGAUCGGGCGACAAAUGUAAGCAAAGGUUAUGGUUUUGUGAAGUAUUCUGAUGUUGCACAGGCGAAUCAAGCUAUAGCUAGUAUGAAUGGCUACCCUCUAGAGGGGAGACUGAUAGCUGUUAGGGUUGCAGGUAAACCUACUCCGCCUGCAGUGCCAUCUGGACCUCCAGCUCACAAGAUGCCUACUUACCCUGUUCAAGAUCAGGCUAUUGGAGGAUAUGCUUCUCAGCAAUUCACAUCUGGUGGACCUCUUCCGAAUCCACCUCAUAGUGGCUACAUGGCGGCACCAGUUCCUUGGGGGCCACCUCCUCCUUAUGCUCCCUAUGCCCCACCCCCUCCUGGUGCACAUAUGUACAAUCCUGUGCAAGGUCAGUCUAUGCCACCUUAUGGUGCACCAUAUCCUCCAACACACCAAACCACGCCUCCUGGUGCACCAUCUCAUAGUACACCUAGUGAAGGACAAUAUAGCUUCCCCCCUGGUGUUCAAUCCCAAAAUACUCAACCUGCACCUUCUAGUAUGUAUGGAGUGCCUCCAAAUCCCUCGUACCCCCCACCAAAUUACCCAUCUUAUUAUGCUGUACCUCCUCCUCCUGUAUCACAUUCAAUGGGUGACCACUCACAAAACAUGGCUGCUGUUCCUUGGGCCUCAUAUCCACCAGUGCCACCACCUGUUUCAUCUGAUGAGCAGACAUCUUCUGGUGUUGAGGCUGAGUAUGAGAAGUUCAUAGGGGAUCUGAAAUGAAGCAGUUCAGAUUUUGAGAUCGUAAGCAAUUCCAAUUCUACCUUUGCAUUUUUAAUGGACGUUAUUUUUUCAUGCAUUUAUUUGCUAAUCCUAAUGAUAGAUGACCAAGGGAGCAACUAGGGUUCGUAUAAAUUGUUUCUUGCUAAUGAUUAGUGCUUUAAUGUGUUGCUGGCAAUUGAAUUUUUUGGUUGGUUUUAGCAGAUACACUGUCAGCUACAAAUUAAAUCGCAGAGUCCUGUAUGAUGCUGUCUGGAGUUCAUUCUUUUCUGAAUAGCUUCUAGUUCUCGACCAUUUGCAUUACUGUUUCUUUUAUAUCACUGUUUUGACUCUUCUUGCUAUCAUACUUUUCUGGCAGGCGUGAGAUUAUUUGGAGCUGUUGUGAACCUGCUUUCUUACCUAUUGCUAUGACACAGCUUGUCUGAAGUUUCAGACUCACAUCAUUUACUUUGUUGUGCUAAUAUGAAAAAUGCAGAGUCUCGUUGGGCAAAGUUUUACCACUGCUUCCUCCUAAAGGCUGUACGAUGCUAACAGUUUCUUUGUUUUAUUCCUUAAAGACUGUGGGACUAAUGCUGGUGAUUUGAUGUUUUUUGAGAUAGGUUUUUACUUAAUUUUCUUGGUUAGUAUUUAUCUUUGAUCUUAUUGGCUUAAUGAUAGCUCUGCUUUUGUUUUAGCUGUAAAUCAGCUGUUAGUGUGGGGUACGUGCACAAACUAUUUUUCGUAUAACUAUUGAUGCUAGUCCGUAUUUCCUUUUUAAUUACGUUGGUGUCUGAUGAGGUUCUGAAGUUAUUUGUGGCAGGGCGAUGGAUGUGCUUCUGUAGUGCUAGUAAUUUUGACCCUAUGAAUCUACUUGCAAAAUAUGGAUGACCAGUUAGAAUGUCAUUUUUACACUUUAAAAGUAAUGAAGGCAGCUACUCAGAAUUUCAACCCAGCAAACGUGAUCAGAAAAAGUUGGGAUUGUUAUAGAGAUGUAACUUGUAAGGUACAGAUGGAAUGUCACAGUAUUUGAAGAAAUAAGUUUUUAUUUGGCACUGUGACGUCAAAAUAACAUUAGAUUGUUGGGGCAUUAUUCAGAUAAACUUAUAAGGUAUACAGGGUGUUCUUUCUGCUGAUUAACUUAUAAGGUAUACAAGGUGUUCUUCCUAAUGGGAUACAAUCGAAGUGAGACAACUUUCUAUAGAAGAAGAUAAGUUUUUAUUUGGCACCGUGACAUCAAAAUAUCAUUAGAUUGUUGGGGCAUUAUUCAGAUAAACACAAUCUUUUACAAGUAUGGGCAUAUGGAGAACGGUGACUUCCAGAUGGCUUUCUUCGGUAACUAGUGCAACCAUUCAAUUUUUUAUUUUUAUUUCGAAGCAACAUCCAAUUUAUCAGUUUGGCUGUGAUGUAUGGAUGGGCUAAUUCCCAAAUUGUUUAUAGUUUUUGCUCAUAAAUGAUGGAAACUUUGUGAUGUACAUGCGCAUGAUGUGAAGUUAAAGAAGAGCCUCAAUUGGAAAGUAGAGUUAAGAUUCGUCUUGGAA